Molecule: messenger RNA, 901 nt
Organism: Mangifera indica (mango)
Lineage: Eukaryota; Viridiplantae; Streptophyta; Magnoliopsida; Sapindales; Anacardiaceae
Product: CASP-like protein 5C1
Exons: 3
Coding region: 233-697 (154 amino acids)
Cellular component (GO): membrane
Source: RefSeq, a predicted model, not a curated record
CAAAAGUAUUUCAUUUCACAAGUUCAAAGUCUGCCCUGUAAACUUGCCGGUUUUCCAGCAUUCUUUCAUUCUCUUUCUCUCUGGCGGGGACUGUUUUGCAACCAAAUCUAGAUGACAUGUUCUGUAGAGUGGUGGUGGAGGCAGGCAUGGUUGAAAGUUGAAGGAUGAAGAUGAGCUUCAAUGUGAAGAACCCAACUGAUAAUAAUAGUAGUAGUGUUGGUUCAAUGCAUAGAUGGCGACGGAACAAGUACCUGGCUCUGUUGGAACCAGUGCCAGUUUCUCUUUGAGAUUAGGCCAGACCAUCUUCUCUUCUGCUUCUCUUCUCUUCAUGUCUUUAGGUGUUGAGUUCUAUAGCUAUACUUCUUUCUGCUAUUUGGUAACAAUAAUGGGUUUGGUCAUUCCCUGGAGUUUUACUUUGGCGAUUGUAGAUGGAUACUCUGUGCUGAUGAAACGCCCCGUUCGACAAGCCGGGAUUCUCCUGAUAAUUGUUGCUGGAGAUUGGGUUUUAUCAAUUCUUACACUAGCUGCAGCAUGCUCAACAGCUAGUGUUGUUGAUCUCCUACUUCAAGCCGAUGGUGCUUAUUGCCCUCCAGAGUUUUGCAGUAGAUAUCAAAUAUCUGCUGCCAUGGCCUUCUUGACUUGGUUUCUUUCUUCGGCUUCGUCUCUUUUCAAUCUUUGGUUAAUCCCAUCUUUGUGAUUCUGAUAGUCUAUCUCAAAAGUUCAGAAUGGUGGUUCCGUUCAUAUAUUAGUAGCCUUCAAAGUUUCAUAAUCAUCAAUGAUACAGUUGCAAAGUUGUACACAAGAAGUAGUUUCUGGAAAGCGGAAUUGUUUCACCCCUGUAACGAUAAAAACAGAUGCAGUUCAAGUACCAAUACAAGAAAAUUCUGCUAAAAUUUUUUCA